Messenger RNA from Spea bombifrons (plains spadefoot toad), 1317 nucleotides. Its product is annotated as actin, cytoplasmic 2-like. The transcript is spliced from 5 exons. The coding region runs from base 16 to 1143 and encodes 375 amino acids. The record is from RefSeq and is a predicted model, not a curated record. Lineage: Eukaryota; Metazoa; Chordata; Amphibia; Anura; Pelobatidae.
GUCUAGAAUUUCACAAUGGAUGAAGAAGUUGCUGCCCUGGUUGUUGACAAUGGCUCUGGUAUGUGCAAAGCUGGGUUUGCGGGAGAUGAUGCUCCACGUGCAGUAUUUCCAUCCAUUGUCGGUCGCCCCAGACAUCAGGGUGUCAUGGUUGGUAUGGGACAGAAAGAUAGCUAUGUAGGAGAUGAAGCUCAGAGCAAGAGAGGUAUCUUGACACUGAAAUACCCCAUUGAGCAUGGUAUUGUUACCAACUGGGAUGAUAUGGAAAAGAUCUGGCAUCACACCUUCUACAAUGAGCUGAGAGUUGCCCCAGAGGAGCAUCCUGUACUUCUCACAGAAGCACCUUUAAACCCCAAAGCCAACAGAGAGAAAAUGACCCAGAUAAUGUUUGAGACCUUCAAUACCCCAGCUAUGUAUGUAGCCAUCCAGGCUGUACUGUCACUGUAUGCCUCUGGACGUACCACUGGUAUUGUGAUGGACUCUGGUGAUGGUGUAACCCACACUGUGCCCAUCUAUGAAGGGUAUGCUCUGCCUCAUGCCAUCUUGCGUCUGGACUUGGCUGGACGUGACUUGACAGACUACCUCAUGAAGAUCCUGACUGAAAGAGGCUACAGCUUUACUACCACAGCUGAGAGAGAAAUUGUGCGUGACAUCAAGGAGAAGCUCUGCUAUGUUGCUCUUGACUUUGAGCGUGAGAUGGCUACUGCUGCUUCCUCUAGCUCCCUGGAAAAGAGCUAUGAAUUGCCUGAUGGGCAGGUCAUAACUAUUGGUAAUGAAAGAUUCAGAUCACCAGAGGCCCUCUUCCAGCCAUCUUUUCUGGGUAUGGAAAGCAGUGGCAUUCAUGAGACCACAUACAACUCCAUUAUGAAGUGUGAUGUUGACAUUCGUAAGGAUCUGUAUGCAAAUACAGUGCUGUCUGGUGGUAGCACAAUGUAUCCAGGAAUUGCAGACAGGAUGCAGAAAGAAAUCUGUUCCCUAGCUCCCAGCACAAUGAAGAUCAAGAUAAUUGCCCCACCAGAGCGUAAAUAUUCGGUCUGGAUUGGUGGGUCUAUUCUGGCCUCUCUCUCAACCUUUCAACAGAUGUGGAUAAGCAAGCAGGAGUAUGAUGAGUCUGGACCUUCAAUUGUUCAUCGUAAAUGCUUUUAAGGAAGUCCUGAAUUUGGGAAAGUAAACGGCAUGGUAAUACUGGCAAAUUGUUUCACUUUGUUGAUCACUAUAGCUCCUUAUGGCUUGUAAAUUGAAUAUUUAAAGUAUUCCAUGAAUGCCAAUGUGUGAGUCUAAAUAUAAGGUCUUUUGAAAUAAAAGAUCAAAUGCGUAACC